AUGCCAGUCAUAGAAGCAAAUUCCAUCUCAAUCAACUACCUCCUCUCAGGCUCCUCCGACGGCGACCUAAUCGUCCUCAUCAACGGCCUCGCAGAUGACCUCACAACCUGGGAUGCCCAAGUCCCCGCCCUGCUGAAGGCUGGCUACCAAGUCCUCCGCUACGACAACAGAGGCAUAGGCAAAACCUCCCGACCCUCAGGCCCCUACACUGCGGAGCUCCUAGCUGAUGACUUACACGCGCUCCUCAAACACCCAGACCUCAAUGUCUCGAAGUUUCAUCUUCUAGGCGUGAGUAUGGGCGGCAUGAUCGCGCAGUCCUACGCGCUCAAGUACCCCAACGGCUCACGGGAAGCCGACGGAUUGGAGAUGCGGUCGCUAUCGCUCUGCUGCACGUACGCCCAACCGACGCCCUUUUGCUCGCGGAUGUUUGCGCUUUGGGCGGACAUGGCGAGGAGGAUGUCCGUGCAGGAUGUUAUGCGGGAUGUUACGCUCUGGGCGUUCACAGUUCCGUUUUUCCGAAAUCGGACGGAGGAGAUGGAGGAGGUGGAGGAGGCGAUGAGGGGGUUGGAGAUGGGGACGGAGGAGUAUUUGAGUCAGUUGAAUGUUAUCCAGAAGUUUGAUUCUAUGGGGGCGUUGGAGAGUUUGAGGAUGCAGGGGCAGGGGUUGGGAGGGUUGGAGGGGAGGAAUGUGUUGGUGCUGGCGGGAAAAACAGACAUUCUCAUCCCGGUUGUGCUGAGUAGGGAGUUGGCGGAGAAGGUUGAGGGGGCGGAGUGGGCGACUGUGAAGGGGGGGCAUGCUUGUCUUUGGGAGUUUCCAGACGACUUCAACAAGGCCAUCAUAAAUUUCCUCGACCAACAUAGGAUAUCAAAAUCAUGA
Molecule: messenger RNA, 876 nt
Organism: Saxophila tyrrhenica
Lineage: Eukaryota; Fungi; Ascomycota; Dothideomycetes; Mycosphaerellales; Extremaceae
Exons: 2
Coding region: 1-876 (291 amino acids)
Source: RefSeq, a predicted model, not a curated record